This is a messenger RNA of Coregonus sp. 'balchen', 11156 nucleotides long. Lineage: Eukaryota; Metazoa; Chordata; Actinopteri; Salmoniformes; Salmonidae. The record is from the annotation of a GenBank genome assembly.
AUGAGUAACUAGAAUUAUUCCCUCUGUUCUCCCUCCCAAUCUCUCUACUCCACAUUGCUCAUAAACAAUAAAUACACACACACACACACACCUUUUCCCCCUACACACCCCUAUCUCUCACCCACUCUAGUCAAGGACUUGGUGCACUGGCGAGACCCCAAGAAGUCGGGCGUGGUGUUCGGCCUGUCCCUGCUGACGCUCCUGUCCCUGGCGGCGUUCAGCGUCAUCAGCGUGAUCUCCUAUCUGCUCCUCGCCCUGCUCUGUGUCACCAUCUCUUUCCGCAUCUACAAGGCUGUCGUCCAGGCCGUGCAGAAGUCCAACGACGGACACCCCUUCAAGUAAAGCAGCACACUCCAUAGGGAACCUUGUGAUGCUGAACUGCUAAGUCUUGUAUUGGUUUGGCUGUUAGAACAUGAAAAAGACGUUGGUAGUAGCAGAGGUUGCUUGAUAGGACACAUGUCUAAGUGUAGCCUAAGAGGUAGUCACAUGACCAGGAAAAACGAUGCCCCAUUUAUAGGUUAUUGCCGUUUUUUAAGUACGAUGAAUAUACGUCUUCAUCGUAUCAUUUUCCAUUGGCGAGGAAAAUACAGAGCAUCACAGCCCAGCCAUAUAGAGCAUCACAGCCCAGCCAUAUAGACUGAUGACUAAUACAAUGGGCGCGUUCCAGGCUGCCUCCAUAGCAGUCGUAUCAUAUUAAGACACAUUGAUGGGGUUCCUGCAAUGUUGGACACUACCUCGGCAUUUGCAGAGAUCUGAUACAGAUCUGAUUGGUUUCAGAUCUCUACAAAUCUGGUAACCUGCUCAAUGUGAACGGGGCCUAAUACUGUAUGCCUGAAAACAAUUGCUGUAAUAGAAAAAAAUACAAACUAACAAUCGUGUGAAAUUUAAAGCGCCUUGGUUGGGUAGCGAUGAUCUAAUUAGCGCUUAGCAUGUUAGCCUGAAAUUAUCAAAUGAAACCAAGCGAUUUAGUGAUUAGCAGGUUAGCCUGAAAUGGUCCAAUGAAAGCGAUUUGUUAGAUUAGCAUUUAGCAGGUUAGUCUGAGUUCACAGCUUCAUACACCAUGCUGUGGUUGGUUAUCCUCAGAGCUCUGAUGGAGAAGGAUGUCAGCGUUCCCCCUGAGACCUUCCGCAAGCACGUGGACGUCAGUCUGACCUACAUCAACCGAUUCCUAAAACAGAUGAGCAAACUCUUCCUGGUCGAGGACCUCAUCGACUCCCUAAAGGUGGGUUUAGGUGUCUGUCCUUCUGCCUGUCUGUCAGGCAGUUCACCCCCCCGGUAUCUGACCCUCGGCUCAUGAUUGAUAGUGUUGGACCAGUGAUUCAUUCCAUAGUAGCCCUUGUGUGUUUGCAUGCAUCGUUUUGCCUCUUACCUCAUUAAGAGUCUUGUGCUGACACACACUUGUGUGUAAAUAUAUGUACGCGACCCUAAACUAGGUAUCAUGCUUGACGGUCCUAAACUGACUGACUGUGUUCUCAUAUUCCUGGGUCUCUUCCCCCUUAAACUCUGCCCUCCUGCCGCACAAUCUUUUUAAAACUCGCACACACUCUGAACACUCCCUGCUGUCUAUAAUAAACCUCUAGCAACUCAACCCUAUUGUAUGCUGCAGUGUUAGUGUGAUAGGGAUAUAUAGUCAAGUUCUUCAUCAUGUGACUAUGGGAGAGCUCAUGGUAUAGCAGUGGCAUGGCUGUGGGCAUCCAUCACACAGGGCGGGUGCUACAUAAGCACUGGGUUAGUACCGCAGCAUUCAGAUAGCAGCUAGCUAGCGGACCUAGAACACAGCUCACGGUUAGCUCUGCUGCGGAGCGAGGGGGGGAAGGGGAGCGGAAGGAAGGAAGGAAGGAAGGGGGGGAGGAGAGCUAGUUCAGCUGCCAGUUCAUUAUAGCCCAGACAUACCAACCUAUCAGACCAAGACGACUGUCGCUGGUCCGUCCCACGGCCACUCGGGCGGAGAUGAUGCUUGCAACUUCACUCCCAGCCUAUUAAAUCCGCAUUCAAUCCCUCUCCUAGCUGGAGUUAGAAGCUGUCCUUAACCUCAGAUCUAGGAUCAGAUUACCAUACCCUAACCAACAUUGGGAUUACAAAAUAUUAAAAUAUUUGACCCAAGAACAGUUGUUAGGGGCAAAUUCUUCCUGGUCAUUCAUACACAUGUCAUGGUGAUGAACCGUGGAUGUAUUCCGUAGGGGGUGGGACUUUACAGAACGUUCAUAUAGAAAUGUAAUGCUAUUCUACAUAACAGAAAGCCGUGCCUGUUCUACAAUUCUAUCUGCAACGUUUUAACUACUAAACCCCUCUUGAAUAGGCCCAAGGCAACCAGUGUUCUAACCAUUGACUUAAUGACAUCAUUGGCUGUAACCAGGGCUUAUUUUCCUCCCAGAUGGCUGUUGUGAUGUGGCUGCUGACCUACGUAGGAGCCGUCUUCAACGGCAUCACCAUCCUCAUCCUGGGUAAGAGGCUACCGCAGCACUGCACGGAGGCCGUGUGUGUGUGGUGUGCAGCUUUGAACACUUUGAAAUAUAAUAGAUGUUAGAGAUCUAUGGCGUUUGAGAAACCUUUUUCAUGUCGGGUGUGUGGUUUGAACAUGCAUGAAACCUGGGAGAAUGAAAGUGGUACGACUGUCUAUUUUACUUAGUGACCUAUAUUUCUAUCUGACCUGGUGUACGGACAACACACGUAUUGAAUACUGAAUACUCUUGAUGGAUUUAUGUUUAAAUGGAUGUGGGGCACACAGAUUGUGUUCUUGCUGACGCCGGAGAAAUGCAUAGCAGGAGAUCAUACUUUCCUUACAUUUUUGGUUGAACCGACAGUUUGCAAAUGUCACAGCUGUUUGGAGCUUUGCCAACCGGUGAAAUACAUGUAUAGACAUGUAAGGCCAUACAAAUGUAAUUAAAGGGGAACUACACACUCAAAUAAAUUUUUGUUGUGUGACAAAACUGCAGCUUUUAGUGGCCUUUUAUUGUCCCCAGCACAAGAUGCACCUGUGUAAAUGAUCAUGCUUUUUAAUCAGCUUCUUGAUAUGCCACACCUGUCAGGGGGAUGGAUUAUCUUGGCAAAGGAGAAAUGCUCACUAACAGGGAUGUAAACACAUUUGUGCACAACAUUUGUGAGAAAUAAGCUUUUUGUGCAUAUGGAACAUUAAUAGGAUUUUUUUAUUUCAGCUCAUGAAACAUGGGACCAACACGUUGUGUUUUAUAUUUAUGUAAGCGUGUAUAUAUAAAUCUGUGUGUGUGUGUGUGAGAAUCUGAGAGUGAAAAUAACUGGGGGAAAAAUAAAACAGAGGAAUUAUGACUAAAACAGAAUGGGUACAUUUCAUGAAGAAAGUGUUUGUGCUUGCUUCAGCUGUCUAAAAAUAUGUGUAUGGUAGUUGGAGAUGUAGACUUUAAGCUACUCUAGGUCUGAUUUUGCUUUAGACUGCUAUAUAUUUUAGCACAUCAAUUAUGAAAAAUGGUAGAUCUACAGUGCCUUCGGAAUGUAUUCAGACCCCUUGACCUUUUCCACAUUUUGUUACGUUACAGCCUUAUUCUAAAAUGGAUGAAAUAUACACUACCGUUCAAGAGUUUGGGGUCACUUAGAAAUGUCCUUGUUUUCCAUGAAAACAUGCAUGAAAUGAGUUUGAAUAGGAAAUAUAGCAAAAUGAAUAGGAAAUGUAGUCAUUCAUAAGGUUAGAAAUAAUGAUUUUUAAUUGAAAUAAUUGUGUCCUUCAAACUUAGCUUUCGUCAAAGAAUCCUCCAUUUGCAGCAAUUAUAGCCUUGCAGACCUUUGGCAUUCUAGUUUUUCUGAAGAGAUUUCACCCCAUGCUUCCUGAAGGACCUCCCACAAGUUGGAUUGGCGUGAUGGGCACUUCUUACAUACCAUACGGUCAAGCUGCUCCCACAACAGCUCAAUAGGGUUGAGAUCCGGUGACUGUUCUGGCCACUCCAUUAUAGACAGAAUAUCAGCUGACUGCUUCUUCCCUAAAUAGAUAUUGCAUAGUUUGGAGCGGUGCUUUGGGUCAUUGUUCUGUUGUAGGAGGAAACUGGCUCCAAUCAAGCGCCGUCCACAUGGCGUUGCAAAAUGGAGUGAUAGCCUUCCUUCUUCAAGAUCCCUUUUACCCUGUACAAAUCUCCCACUUUACCACCACCAAAGCACCCCCAGACCAUCACAUUGCCUCCACCAUGCUUGACAGAGGGCAUCAAGCACUCCUCCAGCAUCUUUUCAUUUGGUCUGCGUCUCACAAAUGUUCUUCUUUGUGAUCCGAACACCUCAAACUUCGAUUCGUCUGUCCAUAACACUUUUUUCCAAUCUUCCUCUGUCCAGUGUCUGUUCUUUUGCCAAUCUUAAUAUUUUCUUUUUAUUGGCCAGUCUGAGAUCUGGCUUUUUCUUUGCAACUCGGCCUAGAAGGUCAGCAUCCCGGAGUCGCCUCUUCACUGUUGACGUUGAGACUGGUGUUUUGCGGGUACUAUUUAAUGAAGCUGCCAGUUGAGGACCUGUGAGGCGUCUGUUUCUCAAACUAGACACUAAUGUAUUUGUCCUCUUGCUCAGUUGUGCACCGGGGCCUCCCACUCCUCUUUCUAUUCUGGUUAGAGCCAGUUUGCGCUGUUCUGUGAAGGGAGUAGUACACAGCGUUGUACGAGAUCUUCAGUUUCUUGGCAAUUUCUCACAUGGAAUAGCCUUCAUUUCUCAGAACAAGAAUAGACUGACGAGUUUCAGAAGAAGGUUUUUUGUUUCUGGCCAUUUUGAGCCUGUAAUCGAACCCACAAUUGUUAAUGCUCCAGAAACUCAACUAGUCUCAAGAAGGCCAGUUUUCAGCUGUGCUAACAUAAUUGCAAAAGGGUUUUCUAAUGAUCAAUUAGCCUUUUUAAAAUGAUAAACUUGGAAUAGCAAACACCAACGUGCCAUUGGAACACAGGACUGAUGGUUGCUGAUAAUGGGCCUCUGUACGCCUAUGUAGAUAUUCCAUAAAAAAUCAGCCGUUUCCAGCUACAAUAGCCAUUUACAACAUUAAUAAUGUCUACACUGUAUUUCUGAUAAAUUUGAUGUUAUUUUAAUGGGCAGAAAAAUUGCUUUUCUUUCGAAAACAAGGACAUUUCUAAUUGACCCCAAACUUUUGAACGAUAGUUUAUAUUUUUCUCAGCAAUCUACACACAAUGUCCCAUAAUGACAAAGCGAAAAGUUUUUUAAAAAAUGUUUAGCAAAUGUAUAAAAAAAACAAAAAAACAUACCUUAUUUACGUAAGUAUUCAGACCCUUUGCUAUGAGACUCAAUUGAGCUCAGGUGCAUCCUGUUUCCAUUGAUCAUCCUUGAGAUGUUUCAACAACUUGAUUGUAGUCCACCUGUGGUAAAUUCAAUUGAUUGGACAUGAUUUGGAAAGGCACACCCCUGUCUAUAUAAGGUCCCACAGUUGACAAUGCAUGUCAGAGCAAAAACCAAGCCAUGAUGUCGAAGGAAUUGUCCGUAGAGCUCCGAGACAGGAUUGUGUCGGCACAGAUCUGGGGUAGGGUACCAAAACAAAUUCUGCAGCAUUGUCUUUUUCGUUGUGUCGGACCCCAGUAAGACUAGCAGUCGCUAUUGGCGUCGGCUAAUGGGGAUCCUAAUGAAUAAAUACAAUUAAAAACGGGCAUAGUGUUUCCCUGCCCCGCCGUCUGCUACAUUGGUGUCAGAAGUGGUGGCUGAGGCCCCGGCUGUGCUAGCAGGCUAAGUAGUCUAAGCACUAGGGGAAUUCCCAUUCGGAGGGGAAGUCUAGCCAUCCUUGCUACAGUGCCUUGCAAAAGUAUUCAUCCCCCUUGGCGUUUUUUCCUAUUUUGUUGCAUUACAACCUGUAAUUUAAAUGGAUUUUUAUUUGGAUUUCAUGUAAUGGACAUACACAAAAUUGUCCAAAUUGGUGAAGUGAAAUGGAAAAAAUCACUUGUUUAAAACAAUUAUUUCAAAUAACGGAAAAGUGUGCGUGCAUAUGUAUUCACCCCCUUUGCUAUGAAGCCCCUAAAUAAGAUCUGGUGCAACCAAUUACCUUCAGAAGUCACAUAAUUAGUUUGAUUGCAGACAGGUGGACUUUAAGAGUCACAUGAUCUCAGUGUGUGUGUGUGUGUACAUACAUGCAUACAUACAUACAUACAUGCAUGCAUGCAUGCAUGCAUGCAUGCAUGUAUGUUCUGAAAGGCCCCAGAGUCUGCAGCACCACCAAGCAAGCGGCACCAUGAAGACCAAGGAGCUCUCCAAACAGGUCAGGGACAAAGUUGUGGAGAAGUACAGAUCAGGGUUGGGUUAUAAAAAUAUAUCAGGAAAUUUGAACAUCCCACAGAGCACCAUUUUUAAAUCCAUUAUUAAAAAAUGGAAAGAAUAUGGCAACACAACAAACCUGCCAAGAGAGGUCCGCCCACCAAAACUCACGGACCAGGCAAGGAGGUCAUUAAUCUGAGAGGCAACAAAGAGACCAAAGAUAACCCUGAAGGAGCUGCAAAGCUCCACAGCGGAGAUUGGAGUAUCUGUCCAUAGGACCACUUUAAGCUGUACACUCCACAGAGCUGGGCUUUACGGAAGAGUGGCCAGAAAAAAGCCAUUGCUUAAAGGAAAAAAUAAGCAAACAUGUUUGGUGUUCGCCAAAAGGCAUGUGGGAGACUCCCCAAACAUAUGGUAGAAGGUACUCUGGUCAGAUGAGACUAAAAUUGAGCUUUUUUGGCCAUCAAGGAAAAUGUCUGGUGCAAACCCAACACCUCUCAUCACCCCGAGAACACCAUCCCUACAGUGAAGCAUGGUGGUGGCAGCAUCAUUAUGUGGGGAUGUUUUUCAUUGGCAGGGACUGGGAAACUGGUCAGAAUUGAAGGAAUGAUGGAUGGUGCUAAAUACAGGGAAAUUCUUGAGGGAAACCUGUUUCAGUCUUCCAGAGAUUUGAGACUGGGAUGGAGGUUCACCUUCCAGCAGGACAAUGACCCUAAGCAUACUGCUAAAGCGACACUCGAGUGGUUUAAGGGGAAACAUUUAAAUGUCUUGGAAUGGCCUAGUCAAAGCCCAGACCUCAAUCCAAUUGAGAAUCUGUUGUAUGACUUAAAGAUUGCUGUACACCAGCGGAACCCAUCCAACUUGAAGGAGCUGGAGCAGUUUUGCCUUGAAGAAUGGGCAUAAAUCCCAGUGGCUAGAUGUGCCAAGCUUAUAGAGACAUACCCCAAGACACUUGCAGCUGUAAUUGCUGCAAAAGGUGGCUCUACAAAGUAUUGACUUUGGGGGGGGGGGGGGGGUGAAAACUUGAGCGUGCAUAACUAUUCUGUUUUUUAUGGUCUUAUUUCUUGUUUGUUUCACAAGAAAAUAUUUUGCAUCUUCAAAGUGGUAGGCAUGUUGUGUAAAUCAAAUGAUACAAACCGCCAAAAAAAUCCAUUUUAAUUCCAGGUUGUAAGGCAACAAAAUAGGAAAAAUGCCAAGGGGGGUGAAUACUUUUGCAAGCCACUGUAUAUGAGCGACGUUACAAUUCCCACCAAGUGAUUUAACCCUACUGGUGCGACGUGUAGGGUGUUUGCCCGGGCUCUAUUCCCUGCCCCCACCGUUGGGUACCAAAAGGCUAAAACCUCUUGAUGAGGUCGCUGGGUAUAAUACUAAGGUUGUUUAGUAUCCUAUGUUUCAUGCAUGUUUAAACUAACUGGGGCAACUGGACACACUGUAAAUGGGGUCAAAGGUCAUAGAAUGUGCUAGAAAAUGUUUAUCAAACAUCUUCCAUUAAAAAUAAAACUGGCCAGUUUAAAAAGGUCAGUUCAGUCUCACUGGAUCAUUGAAGACCAAGUCCACACAAUUUUUCUGUGCAAUUACGUCGCUAUAAUGCUUGGCAUCAUGGAGAACUAAACGGCAUUGCUUAGAAUAUAAGCCCUAGACAAUUGCAGUGAAACUAGAACACCCUGUGGGUCUUGCUCGAGUGUUGUAAGCAUGUCGCGCUCGUUAAGUCCAGCCACACCGUGACCUUUUCCUAGAUUGACAAAACGGAUGAUACGGUCUGAGGUCAUUGGCGGCACAGACUGUGCCUUCAUACAAUUUAGCUAAUUAGACCAGCACUCCCCAAUGGCCUGCUGCUUUGUCAAACACUGUAUGUCAGGAAUAUUGCUCUAAACUCUUUUAAUGGCAUCUGACACCAUCCCAGUUUACUGGGUGGUAAAGCCUCAUUGGUUGUUUUUGUCAGGGGAUUUCUUACUAGUAAAAUGGUUUGCGGUGUCCUUAGUCUACAUCCCUGAAAGCAACGUUAUUAUUAUUAUUAUUGUGAUGGACUAUAAAUGGUAACUUUAUAUACUGUGCCUUCGGAAAGUAUUCAGACCCCUUGACUUUUUCCACAUUUUGUUACGUUACAGCCUUAUUCUAAAAUGUAUUCAAUACAUUUUUUUCCUCAGCAAUCUACACACAAUACCCCAUAAUGACAAAGCGAAAACAGGUUUUUGGAAAUUUGUGCAAAUUUAUAAAAUAAAUAAUACCUUUAUUUACGUAAGUAUUCAGACCCUUUGCUAUGAGACUCAAAUUGAACUCAGGUGCAUCCAAGUUUCCAUUAAGCAUCCUUGAGAUGUUUCUACAACUUGAUUGGAGUACACCUGUGGUAAAUUCAAUUGAUUGGACAUGAUUUGGAAAGGCACACACCUGUCUAUAUAACAUCACACAGUUGACAGUGCAUGUCAGAGCAAAAACCAAGCCAUGAGGUUGAAGGAAUUGUCCGUAGAGCUCCGAGACAGGAUUGUGUCGAGGCACAGAUAUGGGAAAGGGUACCAAAACAAUUCUGCAGCAUUGAAGAUCCCCAAGAACACAGUGGCCUCCAUCAUUUUUAAAUGGAAGAAGUUUGGAACCACCAAGACUCUUCCUAGAGCUGGCCGCCCGGCCAAACUGAGCAAUCGGGGGAGAAGGGCCUUGGUCAGAACCCGAUGGUCACUGACAGAGCUCUAGAGUUCCUCUGUGGAGAUGGGAGAACCUUCCAGAAGGACAACCAUCUCUGCAGCACUCCACCAAUCAGGCCUUUAUGGUAGAAUGGCCAGACGGAAGCCACUCCUCAGCAAAAUGCACAUGAUAGCCCGCUUGGAGUUUGCCAAAAGGCACCUAAAGACUCAGACCAUGAGAAACAAGAUUCUCUGGUCUGAUUAAACCAAGAUUGAACUCUUUGGUCUGAAUGCCAAGCGUCACGUCUGGAGGAAACCUGGCACCAUCCCUACGGUGAAGCAUGGUGGUGGCAUCAUCAUGCUGUGGGGAUGUUUUUCAGUGGCAGGGACUGGGAGACUAGUCAGGAUUGAGGGAAAGAUGAACGGAGCAAAGUAUAGAAAGAUCCUUGAUGAAAAUCUGCUCCAGAGCGCUCAGGACCUCAGACUGGGGCGAAGGUUCACCUUCCAACAGAACAACGACCCUAAGCACACAGCCACAACAACGCAGGAGUGGCUUCGGGACAAGUCUCUGAAUGUCCUUCAGUGGCCCAGCCAGAGCCCGAACUUGAACCUGAUCAAACUUCUCUGGAGAGACCUGAAAAUAGCUGUGCAGCAACACUCCCCAUCCAACCUGACAGAGCUUGAGAGGAUCUGCAGAGAAGAAUUGGAGAAACUCUCCAAAUACAGGUGUGCCAAGCUUUUAGCGUCAUACCCAAGAAGACUCGAUGCUGUAAUCGCUGACAAAGGUACUUCAACAAAGUACUGAAUGAAGGGACUGAAUACUUAUGUAAAUGUGAUAUUUACGUUUUUUAUUAAUAAGCAAACAUUUCUAAAAACCUGUUUUUGCUUUGUCAUUAUGGGUAUUGUGUGUAGAUUGAGGGGAAAAAACUAUUUAAUCAAUUCUAGACUAAGGCUGUAACAAAAUGUGGAAAAAGUUAAGGGGUCUGAAUACUUUCCGAAUCCACUGUAGGCCUGUGUGCCUCGACGAUGCUUUGUGUGCCUUUCGAGGUCAGCUGCUGGUUGUACCCUGUGCGUUAUUUCAAUGUUGUUUUUUUCUUUCGCUCUGCUCCAGCUGACAUCCUCCUCUUCGCCGUACCCCCCUUCUAUGAGAAGAACAAGGUGAGUCUGACCCUUGACCUUUUUGUCUUGUAACAUCAUAGAAGUGGAGAUGCUUCUUAUUAUUCCUUAGAGCUAUGUAGACUUGAGUCAUGCUGAUGAAUCAAUGUACCUUGAGCUAGACCUAUAUAUGGUUCUGGAUCGAGCCAUGAGCAUUGAUUAUGACCGCAUCAUCCUUUUGCGGGCACCUACUAGUUCUACUGGGUGUGACCUCACCGGAUGACCAGGCUCUUUACGAGUCGUUGGGGGCUAUUUGCAUCCUUAUCGGUGCCAUAGCACAAGGCUGAUUUGACAUGUCAGUGACAAGAUGGCUUUCAGUGUCUGGAGCCUUUUACACUGUAACGGUAUGGAGGCCUAGAUUUAAGGACAGCAUUUUACUCUUCUAAACACAAAUGCAGAGUGCAAAGUAACCAUAACAACCGUAUUACCUUAACAACCGUAACCGUAAGUCAUGGUCUCUGACUUCUUGUGUUUAUCUCAUGACUUCUAAUUAUGCAAUAAGGCACAAGGAGGUGUGGUAUAUGGCCAAUAUACCACGGCUAAGGGCUGUUAUGCCUGGAUACAGCCCUUAGCUGUGGUAUAUUGGCCAUAUACCACAAACCUCUGAGGUGCCUUAUUGCUAUUAUAAACUGGUUACCAAUGUAAUUAGAGCAGUAAAAAUACAUGUUUUGUCAUACCCGUGGUAUACGGUCUGAUAUACCACGGCUGUCAGCCAAUGAGCAUUCAGGGCUCGAACCACCCAGUUUAUAAUUUCGUUUGCACAAUGAGACAUCGUUCCAUGUUCUGUAGAUUAGGUCUGUUUAUGAGUCUGACUGUAAAUUACUACAAAACUCACUGUUCUCUUCCUCACUUUCUUCCCCAGACCCAGAUUGAUCACUACAUGGAAAUCACACGUACUCAAGUCAACACCACAAUGGCCAAGUAAGUGUUCCAAACCAAGGCUGUUUCAAUGUACUCUCCUCUGUCAACAGGAUGUCUCUGAUUUCAGUCUACCUAAACUAACAGUGUACAGUAUAUGUACAGUUUCAGUGCUGUCAUGUGAUCAUUUAUGUGUAUUUUUAUGGUAUUCAUUUUGUCUUUAUCUUUUCUCUUCCAGGCUGCAAGAGAAACUCCCUGGAGCCAUCAAGCGUACGAAAGCUGAAUGAUCGGCCCUCAGACGUCACCAUCCUCAUCACAUUUAUCCCAUCUUAA